CAAAAAAAAAACACAGCGCACAUGCCUCACGUCUCUUGGUUCUCUUCUCGCCACUCUGUUUUUUGCUUUGCUGCUGUAUCCUGUAUGCUUCGUCAAUAUUCCUUUUUCAAACAAAAAAAACGUGUACCCUCCACUAGAUCUACCACCUUCUGUUCCUUUCCUCUCCUUUGCUUCUAACAUCUCUGUCUUGUUCAAAUCCAAUCUCUCUGAUUUUUUUUUUUUUUUGGUGGGUCAUCGUCAAAGUUGUCUCCUUUACGUUCCUUAAUUUUUUAAAGACAGCAUUCUCCAGUUUACACCUCCGUACAAAAAAAAAACAAAGACUCUCUUUGUUCCGUCAGUUCAACAAAUCUCAUCUCUCAACCAUGGACGGUGCCGGAGAUUCACGACACGGUGACGGUUCAGUCGGAGUACAGAUCCGACAAACCCGGAUCCUACCGGACUUUCUCCAGAGCGUGAAUCUCAAGUACGUGAAGCUAGGCUACCAUUACCUAAUCUCGAAUCUCCUGGCUCUCUGUCUCCUCCCCCUCGCCGUCGUUAUCUCCGUCGAAGCGUCUCAGACCGACCCGGAAGAUCUCCGCCAGCUCUGGAUCCAUCUCCAGUACAAUCUCGUCAGCAUCAUCGCCUGCUCCGCCGUCCUUGUCUUCGGUUUAACCGUCUACGUAAUGACCCGGCCCAGGCCCAUUUACUUGGUGGACUUCUCCUGUUACCUCCCGCCUGACCGCCUCAAGGUUCCCGUCUCUCGCUUCAUGAACCACUCUACACUCACCGGAGACUUCGACGAGUCCUCCCUCGAGUUCCAGCGCAAGAUCCUCGAGCGGUCUGGUCUGGGAGAGGACACGUACCUCCCCGAGGCUAUGCACCACGUCCCGCCCACGAUCUCGAUGGCCGCCGCUAGAGAAGAAGCUGAGCAGGUCAUGUUCGGCGCGUUGGAUAAGCUGUUCACGAACACGAACGUGAAGGCGAAGGAUAUUGGGGUCUUGGUUGUGAACUGUAGUCUCUUUAACCCGACGCCUUCGCUGUCGGCGAUGAUCGUGAAUAAGUAUAAGCUUAGGGGUAACAUCAGAAGCUACAACCUCGGCGGGAUGGGAUGCAGCGCGGGGGUCAUCGCGGUGGAUCUCGCUAAAGAUAUGUUGUUAGUGCAUAGGAACACUUACGCGGUUGUUGUCUCCACGGAGAACAUUACUCAGAACUGGUACUUCGGUAACAAGAAAGCAAUGUUGAUUCCUAACUGCUUGUUCCGCGUCGGAGGCUCCGCGGUUCUGCUGUCCAACAAGUCUAGGGACAAGAGAAGGUCCAAGUACAUGCUUUCGCACGUGGUCAGGACACACCGUGGAGCAGACGACAAGGCUUUCCGUUGCGUGUAUCAAGAACAGGACGACACGGGGAGAACCGGUGUGUCCUUGUCGAAAGAGCUGAUGGCUAUUGCUGGGGAGACUCUCAAGACUAAUAUCACCACGUUGGGUCCUCUUGUGUUACCGAUAAGCGAGCAGAUUCUCUUCUUCCUGACUCUUGUUGUGAAGAAGCUUUUUAACGGUAAGGUUAAACCGUAUAUUCCGGAUUUCAAACUUGCGUUCGAGCAUUUCUGUAUCCAUGCUGGUGGAAGAGCUGUGAUAGAUGAGUUGGAGAAGAAUCUGCAGCUUUCGCCGGUUCAUGUCGAGGCUUCGAGGAUGACUCUUCAUAGGUUCGGGAACACGUCUUCUAGCUCCAUUUGGUAUGAGCUGGCUUACAUUGAGGCUAAAGGAAGGAUGAGGAGAGGCAACCGGGUUUGGCAGAUUGCGUUUGGGAGUGGGUUUAAGUGUAACAGUGCGGUUUGGGAAGCUUUGAGGAAUGUGAAACCAUCUAAGGACAGUCCUUGGGAAGAUUGUAUUGAUAAGUAUCCUGUAACCUUAAGUUAUUAGGCUUUGUUUGAGGAAAUUGGAGAGACUAAUCAGUAUCCAUGGUUGUGUUCUGUUUUUGGUCUUUGGCAAAUGUCAAUGUUCUUGUUGUUUUUAUUAUGUUUUGGGAGCUUUUUGUGAUAUUUUUGAGUUACAUUUCUUGAGGUCAUGCAUCAUGUGUUCAAUUCUUAGUUGUGUAAUGACAAAUUCACAAAAUAAUAAAUGAAAAUAAAAUAAAAUGGAA
Molecule: messenger RNA, 2118 nt
Organism: Brassica oleracea var. oleracea
Lineage: Eukaryota; Viridiplantae; Streptophyta; Magnoliopsida; Brassicales; Brassicaceae
Product: 3-ketoacyl-CoA synthase 4-like
Exons: 1
Coding region: 363-1898 (511 amino acids)
Biological process (GO): fatty acid biosynthetic process
Cellular component (GO): membrane
Molecular function (GO): acyltransferase activity, transferring groups other than amino-acyl groups
Source: RefSeq, a predicted model, not a curated record